Messenger RNA from Laccaria bicolor S238N-H82, 1164 nucleotides. RefSeq lists its product as uncharacterized. Gene Ontology annotation, cellular component: membrane; intracellular membrane-bounded organelle; cytosol. The transcript is spliced from 10 exons. Lineage: Eukaryota; Fungi; Basidiomycota; Agaricomycetes; Agaricales; Hydnangiaceae. The record is from RefSeq and is a predicted model, not a curated record. Gene Ontology annotation, biological process: piecemeal microautophagy of the nucleus; endocytosis; maintenance of cell polarity. Bases 1 to 1164 code for a protein of 387 amino acids. Gene Ontology annotation, molecular function: oxysterol binding.
AUGUCCGAAACAGCAGGAGACGCAGUCCCAGCAUCACAGCGUGGCAGCUGGACCUCAUUUCUCAAAUCCAUUGCAUCCUUCUCGGGCGACCUUUCUUCUUUGACGGCCCCGCCCUUCAUCCUCUCUCCAACAUCGUUGACAGAGUUCCCGGCAUAUUGGUGUGAGCGCCCUGACCUCUUCGCUGCCAUUGCAGACGCCAAGGAUGGCGAAGACAGAACCCUCGCCGUCCUCAACUGGUUCAUUAGCACCUUGAAGGAUCAAUACACAUCUAGAAAUGAAUCCAUGGGAUCAGAGAAGAAGCCUCUUAACCCUGUCCUUGGAGAGCUUUUCUAUGGCAAUUGGCCUGACAAGAACGAUCGUGGACUCACUGAACUACUUGUCGAGCAAGUCUCCCACCAUCCACCCAUCACUGCCUACAUCAUCGAGAACAAGUCUAAAGGGCUGCGUCUCGUGGGCCACAAUGCGCAAAAGACCAGUUUCAGCGCGGGCUCAAUCAUCGUCAAACAAAUCGGACAUGCGGUGCUCACCGUUUCCCUUCCCUCCGGCACUAAAGAGGAAUAUCUCAUCACCCUCCCCCGCCUGCGUAUAGAUGGGCUCUGGUAUGGCUCCCCUUACAUCGAGCUCGCAGAGACAUCCUACAUCAUCGGCGGCGGACACGUCUCGCUCAUCGAAUAUAAAGGCAAAGGCUACUUUUCUGGCAAAUCCCACUCCUUCAAAGCCACCGUGACGCCGAUGCCAGGCAUGGGCGGCCAAGGAAAGAAGGAGACCGUGAUAGAGGGCACGUGGCACGAGAAGAGCCAGUUUGUUAAAGGUGGGAGUGGAGAUUUUCAUGAUGUACAUGCUGUGAAGGAGCAAGUGUCGCCGAUUGGGGGUGGGGAGGGUGGGGAGAUGGGCGAUUUCGAAACGAGGAAGCUUUGGGCGCUCGUGGCGAAGGGGAUUAGGGAAGGUGAUUUCGAAACGGCGAGUAAGGAGAAGUCACGGAUUGAGAAUGAACAAAGACAACGAAGGAAGGACGAACAGGCUGCUGGAACGACAUGGGAAUUGAAACACUUUGCACAGCUAGAAAGUGAUCCCGUUUACGAGCGCCUGGGCAAGGUCGCAAAGAUUGUACCUCCAACAGAGGAUACUUACGUCUUCCAAGAAAAUUGGCCUCCUGUUGCAUGA